Molecule: messenger RNA, 1095 nt
Organism: Meloidogyne enterolobii
Lineage: Eukaryota; Metazoa; Nematoda; Chromadorea; Rhabditida; Meloidogynidae
Source: the annotation of a GenBank genome assembly
AGUCGUAUUAUUUAUUUAAAGACAAAAUGACUGAACAGUCAAUUUCUUCUAAAAAUGUUUUAAUCAAUGGAAAUUCAAAAUUAAAUUAUAACAACGAAACACUCGAUGCUUCUGCAAAACCAAUUAAUGAAAUGACAAGUAAAGACUACUAUUUUGACUCUUAUGCUCAUUUCGGCAUUCAUGAGGACAGUUACAUAUCGAAAUGCAAUUUACCACAAUCGUCACUUGUUUAAAGGAAAGGUUGUGAUGGAUGUUGGUUCCGGUACGGGUAUACUUUCGAUGUUUGCUGCUAAGGCUGGAGCUAGGAAAGUUUUUGCGGUUGAGUUUUCUAGUAUGGCUAAUCAAUCAAAACAAAUUAUUAAAGACAACAAUUUGGACCAUAUUAUUGAAGUUGUUCACAGCAAAGUUGAGGAUAUUCAACAUUUGCCAGAUGGAUGUGAAAAGGUUGACGUUAUCGUUUCUGAAUGGAUGGGUUAUUGUCUUUUUUAUGAGUCUAUGCUUAACACUGUGAUUUAUGCACGUGAUAAAUGGCUAGCUCCAAAUGGUAUUUUGUUUCCUGACAAAGCGGUUUUAUAUGUUUGUGCUAUUGAAGAUCGCCAAUACAAGGACGAAAAGAUCAACUGGUGGGACAAUGUUUAUGGUUUUAAUAUGGCAAGUAUUCGCCAAGUUGCUAUAACUGAGCCGUUGGUAGAUGUUGUUGACAGGGGUCAGGUGGUUUCGGACAAUUUUGCAAUUAAAGAAGUUGAUCUCUAUACAGUCACUGUUGCCGAUCUUACAUUUGAAUCUCCAUUCACUCUUCGGUUUAUCCGCAACGACUAUGUUCAAGCCUUAGUUUCUUUUUUCACUAUUGAAUUCACUAAAUGCCAUAAACGUGUCGGAUUUAGUACUGCGCCAGACCAGAAAUAUACGCAUUGGAAGCAAACAGUUUUUUAUCUUUGUGACUCUAUAACUUGCAAGAAAGGGGAGCAGAUGGAAGGAGUUUUUGGUGUUAUGCCCAAUUCAAGAAAUCCGCGUGACUUGGACUUCCGUAUUACUAUUAACUUUGCCGGUGAGCUUUGCGAAUUGCAAGAGAACAACAAAUAUGUUAUGCAUUGA